GUCCGAUGUGGCUCAUUAGCGAUUUACUUUUGAGGACGCUUACACGAACAUAAUGUCGGCCGAGGAAGUGAACGAAGUGCAAGUCGAAGUGGCUGAAUUGGGAGAAUUGGAAGCUCUCCAAGAAGUGUUGAAGAAGGCUUUGGUCCAUGACGGCUUGAAGCGCGGCCUCCACGAAAGCGCCAAGGCGUUGGACUCCCGCCGUGCCCGCCUCUGCGUGUUGGCCCAAGACUGCGACGAACCGUCUUACCAAAAGUUGGUCCGUGCCUUGUGCGAAGAACAUGGCGUGAACCUCAUCAUGGUGCCCAGCGGCAAGCAAUUGGGCGAAUGGUCUGGGCUGUGCAAGAUCGACGACAAGGGUGAGGCCCGCAAGGUCGUGUCCACGUCCGUGGCCGUUGUCACCGACUUUGGUGAGGAACACCGCGCGUUGGACGUGCUCUUGAACUUCCUCAAGAACCGCGUGGAAGCUUAAACCACAUUUCUCUCCCUACCGGGUUUGGUAAUAUCGCUAAUAUACCAAACUCCACAACCACCAAAUCAAUCCGACAACCAAUAGUAACUGGACUAAUCUGCUCAAAUUGCACUAAUAUGCUCAUAUAUGUGGUGGGGUUGGUUCACUUGUGGGUCUAAAUGA
Messenger RNA from Aphanomyces astaci, 631 nucleotides. RefSeq lists its product as hypothetical. Gene Ontology annotation, cellular component: ribosome; cytosolic small ribosomal subunit. The transcript has a single exon. Lineage: Eukaryota; Oomycota; Saprolegniomycetes; Saprolegniales; Verrucalvaceae. Bases 53 to 469 code for a protein of 138 amino acids. The record is from RefSeq and is a predicted model, not a curated record. Gene Ontology annotation, molecular function: structural constituent of ribosome. Gene Ontology annotation, biological process: translation.